Messenger RNA from Micropterus salmoides (largemouth bass), 633 nucleotides. RefSeq names its product transcription factor COE1-like. The transcript is spliced from 6 exons. Gene Ontology annotation, molecular function: DNA-binding transcription factor activity, RNA polymerase II-specific; RNA polymerase II cis-regulatory region sequence-specific DNA binding. Gene Ontology annotation, biological process: regulation of transcription by RNA polymerase II. The annotation marks the transcript as partial. Lineage: Eukaryota; Metazoa; Chordata; Actinopteri; Centrarchiformes; Centrarchidae. The record is from RefSeq and is a predicted model, not a curated record.
AUGGAAGGAGGGAGGAAACAAGGGAGGAGAGGAGGAGAUAAGGAGGAAGGAGGUGAGGAGGAGCAUGGAGAUAAGUUGAGUCUGUUCUUCCUGAAGUUCUUCCUGAAGUGUAACCAGAAUUGUCUGAAAAACGCUGGAAACCCACGAGACAUGAGGAGGUUCCAGGUGGUGGUUUCUACAACAGUAAACGUAGACGGCCAUGUCCUUGCCGUCUCCGACAACAUGUUCGUACACAACAACUCCAAACAUGGCCGCCGAGCCCGGAGACUGGACCCAUCUGAAGCAGCCACUCCCUGUAUUAAAGCCAUCAGUCCCAGUGAGGGCUGGACGACGGGGGGAGCGACCGUCAUCCUGAUCGGAGACAACUUCUUUGACGGUCUGCAGGUGGUCUUCGGCACCAUGCUGGUGUGGAGCGAGCUGAUCACCCCUCAUGCCAUCCGGGUCCAGACCCCUCCCCGUCACAUCCCCGGGGUCGUCGAGGUCACGCUGUCCUACAAGUCCAAACAGUUCUGUAAAGGAGCGCCGGGUCGGUUCGUCUACACAGCUUUAAAUGAACCCACCAUAGAUUACGGCUUCCAGAGGUUACAGAAGGUCAUUCCUCGCCACCCCGGAGACCCAGAGAGACUGCCCAAG